Molecule: messenger RNA, 903 nt
Organism: Pseudomassariella vexata
Lineage: Eukaryota; Fungi; Ascomycota; Sordariomycetes; Amphisphaeriales; Pseudomassariaceae
Exons: 1
Coding region: 1-903 (300 amino acids)
Source: RefSeq, a predicted model, not a curated record
AUGACGGCCAUGGAAGAUAUCAAAGCCAAAUAUCGCCAAGGUUCACUACGGCUCUGUGACACUGCACAGACGGCCAAGGAGGGCGACUGGCCAUAUUUAACUGGGGAAGUAUCAAACAAGGAACCACAUCCGGAAGAGACAUCCGCAGAGGCAGGCGGCCCGUUCUCAUCCCAACCACAGACUGGCCAAACGCCAACCCAGCGACUUUUGGAUCUCCAGUACCAGCUUUGUUCGGCAAGCUUGGAUCCUCCGUCCUCGUCCGGCACCGAUUCCAAUGUCUCGGCCAAGAUCAGCAACGCUUCCAUCUACACGAAAGAUCUCACCAAUAUUCUCGAAGAUCUAGAUGACUGCCGCACCGCAUCACGCCCUGCGACAGAAACUGGCGGACAUGGUUGGUCAUGGGGUCUGACAACCUCCGUGUUCAUGACUUGUUAUCUUUGCCUCACUGAGUACUACAAUACCAUACUGGAAACGCUUAAGUCCAGGGAUUAUGUCACCCCGGCGGAUCUGAACGUUGCGACAGAAGUGCAUCAAUUGACACUGAUCAUCAAGCAUCUACAGCGGUACAUCCAGAAGUGCAGACCUGUGAGCAGCACACCUCUUGCGGAUCCUACGAGUUACUUUGAUCUUGGAAGGCGAUCAAACACGCAAGAGCUGGAGGAAAGCGGAGACGAAGAGGGAAAGGCCAAGCAAGCCUUUGAAAUGGAUGCGUUUGGAUUCACCGGACUCUAUCGAGAUUUCGACCUGGUGUCUCCUGGUGGUGGUUCGGAAGAUUAUGGGCAGGCAUCGCCCAUCGCCCAGGUUACCAGUCGUUUCGCGGAAGAAGUCUCGGAGAGGCAUCGUAGGAUGAUGGAAUUGUGUCGCGAUGUAAACAGGAUAGCGGAUAAGCAAGCAUGGAUAUGA